Oncorhynchus tshawytscha (Chinook salmon) is the source of this 2181-nucleotide messenger RNA. RefSeq names its product cysteine-rich hydrophobic domain-containing protein 1. The record is from RefSeq and is a predicted model, not a curated record. The transcript has 6 exons. The coding region runs from base 26 to 547 and encodes 173 amino acids. NCBI's taxonomy places the organism in Eukaryota, Metazoa, Chordata, Actinopteri, Salmoniformes, Salmonidae.
UCAUGCUGGCAGUUAAGAAGACGUCAUGAGCGUCUUACUACCCAACAUGGCGGACUUUGAUACAAUCUAUGAGUUGGACGAGGAAGAUGAACGUGUAGUGAGUGAAGAACACCUUGUUAGAUAUUGCUCAGAACCUGUGAUUAUGCGAGGGGCUGGGCACAUCACCGUGUUUGGAUUGAGCAACAAAUUUGACACUGAGUUUCCCUCAGUUCUCACGGGAAAGGUGGCUCCAGAGGAGUUUAAAACCAGCAUCAGCAGAGUGAACACUUGCUUGAAGAAGACGUUGCCUGUCAAUGGGAAGUGGCUUCUUUGCGGCUGCCUGUGCUGUUGCUGUACGGUGGGCUUCAGUCUGUGGCCCGUUAUAUGCCUCAACAAGAGAGCGAGAAGAUCUAUUCAGAAGUUGUUAGAAUGGGAAAACAACCAGUUAUAUCACAAGCUGGGCCUGCACUGGAAGCUCAGCAAAAGGAAAUGUGAAAGCAGCAAUAUGAUGGAAUACGUAAUUCUUAUAGAAUUCUUACCCAAAUAUCCUAUAUUUCGACCAGACUGAGCUGAGGAGGCUGUUGGGAGACCUGCAGUGUGGCCCUUGACUCCUAUCCUUAGUGCCUUGUAUAAAUGUUGGAAUGAGGGUCUGCACCUGUGUCUCGGUGUCCCUUACAUCUCCCGGUACCUUGUACAUUAGAAAUUGCAACACUGUCACUUUGCUUUAGAGCAGAUUUUGCACAUUUCCUGAUGAAGUAGAACAAUGCUCUCUUUGUUGCACACUAAUACUUUGCUUUUGUUACAUAUGACAACAAGUGAUUGAAAAAAUAACACUGUUGAAAAGUGCAUUUAGCCCAAAGAGCCAUCAUCAAUUGAGUCCAUGUAUCAUAUCAUUAUUGCUUUGGAAAAACAUGUGACACCUCCUAGAGCAGGGGUGUCAAACCUACGACCUGUGGGCCGGAGCAUUUUCAAUCCGUUGGUGGUUUGAGUCAAACAAAAAAUUGUUGUAAUUAUAAUUUUUGGACAUUUGAAAUGAGGAAAAACAAAUGGAAACUGUAGUAAAGAUAAUAGACCUACAUUUAUAGUCUCUUCACUCUGUCCAGCUUUCUAGCAGUUAUCGAAACGAAAGCUAGACAGUCCGGGAGCAUUGAAACAAUUUUCUGCCGAUUUUGAUGGCGAGGAAAUAUAAUACAUUUUAAGUGCAACCCUCCCAAUCUCGGUGAAGCCCGAAUGUGGCCCGCGGGGCAAAAUGAAUUUGACAUCACUUAUCCUAGAGCAUCCUUGCCUUAUGUAAAACAAACCAUUUUAUUUAUAAGACAGGAGGAGACAAACAUUUUGUAGCUCAGUAAGUUCAAAUGGUGGUUAUUUGGGUUAUUUUCCUCAAAUCAAUUUGUCUCUGUGACAAAAAGUAGAUGGGAUGCUUGAAUUUGCCAAACAUACGGUGUAAGUUCGCAUCAUGGAAAUGACCCUUUUUACAGGGAACUUAAAAAAUAAAAAAAAAUCUGUAAAUAUGUUAGUAUAAACUGUAGGCCUACAGUGGUAUGCUGUUUACAUUGUUAUUUAGAUCUUUGAUUUGUUUUGCCAAGAUAAUGCUAUACCAUAGUUUUGUUUAUGAAAGAUGUCUCUUUCCAGUUUAUAUGGACCUGUUUACUUAGUAAGCCAUAUCAUUUUACAAUGACACUAGUGAUGCAUGUUAUUUGUGACUUUGCCAACUAAAAAAAAGUGUCAUCCAUUUCAAUGUGAGAUGGCUACUUGUCUUUAUGAUGUACUGUUGGAAACAGACUCCAUCUUGGCACCUCCAUGCCUCUUGUUUUUUUGCCAAACCUUUUAUUGCAGCUUUGUCUUUGUUCCUUUUAUAGUUUUUAUUUUCCUAUACUGUGUUUUGUCUUUCUGUUAGUUGUUAAAAACCACGUGCAACCUACAGUACAUUACAUAUUGAGAUAAACGUUUCCUUUGUUAUUCAUUUUGUCCAGAGUUGUCUCAUUCACUUGUAGCUGAGAGUUUUGCUGCAUUAUAGUGCCUCUGGAAUGGUAGAUGAACCGCAGUCAGAGAAGUGUGGUUGUGAAGACUGACAUCUGCUCACUUGUAUUGUGGAGAGCCCUGGCCCUCUUCCCACUAUUGGCCCUGUUACAGAGUACUUGUAAAUGUUUUUCAUGACAACUCAAUCCCUAUGGAAAGUUAAAAUAUAUUGUUGAUUUUGAA